This is a messenger RNA of Elaeis guineensis (African oil palm), 5213 nucleotides long. RefSeq names its product CBL-interacting protein kinase 23. Gene Ontology annotation, molecular function: ATP binding; protein serine/threonine kinase activity. Gene Ontology annotation, biological process: protein phosphorylation; signal transduction. The record is from RefSeq and is a predicted model, not a curated record. NCBI's taxonomy places the organism in Eukaryota, Viridiplantae, Streptophyta, Magnoliopsida, Arecales, Arecaceae.
GAGGGUCUGCCGUUCGCUCUCUCGACCUUCUUGAUUGAGAAGGAAAAAAAAAAAAAGAAAAAAAAAGAAAGAAAGAAGAGACGAUUUUGUUGGCUUCACCUUUUGGUUUCUAUUCGAUCGAUGAAUCUUGAGAGUCUCUCUACAUUUUAGAGUUCCUCGGAUCGUUUCGUCCCAAUGGUAGUUCUCCGAUCCGCCCCCGCCCAGAUCUGUGUUUCUUUCUAGAUUAGUCCGGAUUUCUCCUCCGCCACCGCCGGAGUUCGGCUUUAGGGUUAGGGUUGGGAGAGAUGAGGGUGGUUAAGUCGCAGGUGUGGCAACCAUGCAAGAAGAAGAGGUCUUGACGCAUUGAGGAAUGGUGAUGAGGAGAAACGUUUGGUUUGUCGAAGGAUAUUAGUGUUGGAAUCUCCGGGGGGCCAAACAUGAGCACGGUGGGAAGGACGAGGGUGGGGAAGUAUGAGCUCGGGAGAACCCUCGGGGAGGGGACGUUCGCCAAGGUGAAGUUCGCGAGGAACGUGGAGACGGACGAGUGCUUCGCCAUCAAGAUCCUUGAUAAGGAGAAGAUCCUUCGCCACAAGAUGGUCGGCCAGAUAAAACGUGAGAUCUCAACCAUGAAGCUAAUCAAACAUCCAAAUGUCAUACGGAUGUAUGAGGUGAUGGCCAGCAAGACAAAAAUAUACAUAGUUUUGGAACUUGUAACGGGGGGAGAGCUCUUUGACAAAAUUGCCUGUCAUGGAAAAUUGAAGGAAGAUGAAGCCAGAAAAUAUUUUCAACAGCUAAUCAAUGCUGUAGACUACUGUCAUAGCAGACAUGUCUUCCACAGAGAUCUGAAGCCAGAAAAUCUGCUAUUGGACUCAAAUGGGGUGCUCAAAGUCUCGGAUUUUGGACUAAGUGCAUUACCUCAGCAAUUUCGUGAGGAUGGAUUGCUUCACACAACAUGUGGGACUCCAAAUUACGUUGCUCCUGAGGUGAUUAACAACAAAGGUUAUGAUGGGGCCAAAGCAGAUCUUUGGUCCUGUGGAGUCAUUCUUUUUGUCCUAAUGGCAGGUUACCUGCCUUUUGAAGAUUCCAACCUUAUGUCUUUAUAUAAAAAGAUCUUUAAAGCAGAAUUUACUUGUCCUUCUUGGUUGUCUACAAGUGUAAAGAAACUUAUCAAGAGGAUUUUGGAUCCCAAUCCUGCAACUCGCAUUACAAUUGCUCAAGUCAUUGAGAAUGAGUGGUUUAAGAAAGGAUAUCAGCCACCAAGGUUUGAGACACCAGAUGUUGAUCUUGGUGAUGUGGAUGCAAUUUUCAAUGGAUCUGGGGACUCCGCAAAUCUUGUUGUUGAGAAACGAGAUGAAAGGCCAGCCACAAUGAAUGCUUUUGAGCUUAUUUCGACAUCUCAGGGUCUCAAUCUUGGCAUCCUUUUUGAGAAGCAAAUGGGCAUUGUGAAACGGGAAUCAAGGUUUGCAUCAAAACUUCCUGCAAAUGAGAUACUUUCAAAAAUUGAGCAAGCAGCCACGCCUCUGGGAUUCAAUGUAGAGAAGCAAAAUUACAAGUUAAAGCUGAAAGGGGAGAAAAGUGGAAGGAAAGGUCAUUUAGCCAUUACAACAGAGGUUUUUGAAGUAGCACCCUCAUUAUACAUGGUGGAGCUUCGUAAGUCUAAGGGUGAUACCUUCGAAUUUCACAAAGUUUACAAGAACCUCUCAACAGGCCUGAAAGAUAUUGUAUGGAAGUCACAAGAUGAAGCUGGCGGAACUAAUGAAAGUGACCCAAGGGGAGCGCUGGGAGGGAUUUUAUUUUGUGUUAUUUUAUUUUUCCUUUCCCUAAUGCCGAGAGAGAGAAAGGUUGGGAAGGACGGAGAGGGAGAGGGAGAGGGAGAGGGCGGGAUGAAAGAGGAGGUCAUAAGCUCGGGGACGAUGGAUCCCUUCGCGCUCGCCAGGUCUUCUUCUCCUCCUCCAACUCCAGCCGCGAGUUCUGCUGGGGCAUCCUCAGCUGCUGCUCCAACCAAUAUGCCCAGCAUUGAUUGGCAUGGUAGUGCACAUGGUUCCAAAGCAGCUUCUUUGUCCUGUUUUGGUCCCCAACCCCUUCGGACCUCUUUAAGCACAAAUGCUGGUGGCUCUGCUCUGGGUUCCUCACUACCUUCAUGCAGACCAUGGGAACGGGGUGAUCUACUUCGGCGUCUGGCCACAUUUAAGCCUUCAAAUUGGUUUGCAAAACCAAAGGCUGCCAGCUCGUUGGCUUGUGCUCGAAGAGGUUGGAUGAACACUGAUAUGGACAGAAUUGAAUGUGAAUCAUGUGGCAUGCAGCUCACAUUUAAUGCAUUAGCAUCCUGGACACCUUGUGAAGUUGAUCACGCUGGGGAAGCAUUUGCAGAACAGCUUGAUGCAGGUCACAAAGGUACUUGUCCUUGGAGAGGCAAUUCCUGUGCUAACAGCUUGGUGCAGUUCCCUCCAACUCCUCCAUCGGCGCUUAUUGGGGGUUAUAAAGAUCGGUGUGAUGGGCUUUUGCAAUUUCACUCCCUUCCGGUAAUAACUUCAUCUGCUGUUGAGACCAUGAGGUUCACAAGGAGCAGUCAAAUUGAUCGCCUUCUGUCACAACCACAUACAUUUUUAUCUGGGGAAUUAGCCUGUAAAGCAGAUAGUGCGCCAGGAUUAGAAAUCCCUCGACAUGAUGCCUUUUGGAGCCAUUCUCAUGCACAGAAGCUUAUAAGCCUGUGUGGAUGGGAGCCUAGAUGGCUUCCAAACGUUCAAGACUGUGAAGAGAAUUCAGCUCAUUCUGCUAGAAAUGCAUGCUCAGUUGAUCCAACUGAAGAUGAAUUUCAUCAUUCUCACUUUCCCCAACUUGGUAAGAAUGCGUUCUCUGUCUCAGUAAAGAAAGAUGCUGGAAAGAAGUUGAAGACUGUUAAACAAUCUAGGUGCAACAUGAGAUCUCCAUUACUAGAUUGUAGCUUAUGUGGGGCUACUGUCAAAAUCCAGGAUUUCCGCAUGGUGCCUCGUCCUACAUGUUUUGGCCCCAAUGCUGAUACUCCAGAUGUGGGCAAAAAAAUGGCAUCGACACGUGGAGUUAGUGCAGCCAGUGCAAUCAAUGGAUGGGCUGCUGCUGAGGAUAUAGAGAAGGAACAGAUAGAGGGUUGUGAUGAAGCAGCAACAACUGAUGAGGGGAAAUCACUAUCAAAUGCUGGCAUGGAUUUGAACCUCACAAUGGCUGGAGGAUUACCAUCUAUUCAAUCUGGCAUGCCAGCAAAAUCGCAACAUUUUGAUGAUGGUGGAAUGGGGAGAGAUCUAAUGAUUGGCAGGCCUACUGGAAGUGAGGUUGGUGGCCAUGCAGCUUCACAUGAGUCACGGGGUCCAAGCACUAGGAAGCGUUGCCUGGAGGAAGGUGGAAGCACAGGUGACAGGCCCCAGGACAGGAUUCAACAGGCUGAUAGCAUUGAAGGGACUGUUAUUAACCAUGCUGGUGAUGAAGUUGGUGAUGGUGCACAGGAUUCAGAUGGCCCCCACAAACGUGCUCGUGGGUUUGAUAUCUUUGAUACAUACCAUCCAUCAUGCAAAAUAGAUUCCUCUGGUGCUGGUCCUCAUCUUAAUUUAUGCUUUGAUAUAGAUAUAGAUGUCAAUAAAGUUUAUUCCUUUAAAGAAGGGAGUGAUGCAGCUGCUGGCGUCCCAUCCACAAGAGAUUCUGCUCGGGCAUCCUCUGUUAUUGCAAUGGAUACGAUUUAUCAUACCCCCGAGGAGUAUUCUAUGGAAAGUGUCGAGAAUUAUCCUGGAGAUCUUGAUGCUGUUCAAUUUCCCUCUCCAAGCAUGCAGAGGAACCUUGACAUGGAAGAGGCACUGGAUUUAAAUUACAGCAAUCAAGCACAGCAAAGCACUUGUGUACAACGUGCUGCUGGAAGUGUUGCCAGAGAAAUGGGAGGCAGCAGCACAAAUGAUGGGGAAGAAAUUCUAAAUGCCGAAACAGUCACAGCUUAUGCUAGGGACAGAUUUAGUUUAGGAAUUAGUGGAGGGAGUGUUGGUAUGGGUGCAAGUCAUGAAGCUGAAAUCCAUGGAGCUGAUACUUCUGUGCAUAGAGCAGAUAGCUUCGUUGAUGAUGCAGAACCAAUCACUGAAGUCACCGAGCAUCUGAGACAGACUGGUGAAUCAGCUCCAGGACCUGGACUAAUGGAUGGGUUUGCUCCAGAAGAAGCUGGUAGAGAGGAUCCUCAUGGUGAUAGUCAAGAAAUGAUAUCUCGAUCAGUAGGAAGAGCAGAUAGUGGGUCAAAAUUUUAUGGUUCAACAAAAUCUGAUUCUGUUGAAAGUGGGAAGAAGAUUAGCAAUACCUUGGGUCAGGACAGCAGCGCCCAUCCUUCACUUUCUUGUAAUGCAAUCAUAUAUUCCAAUUAUGAAGCAUCCAAAGAGGAGGUGACUCAGACUGGCAAGGCAUCUGCCACUGAUGAUCUUACACUCCUGGGAUCAGGAUAUGUUCCUGAAAAUGGGAUGGGAACAGCAAAUGGAGAAAAUGAUUAUGAAGCAGAAGCUGGAGAAUUUGAUCCAAUUAAGCAUCAUAACAGUUAUUGUCCUUGGGUAAAUGGAAAUGUUGCAGCCGCUGGUUGUGAAAGUGACAGUGGUUCAAGUUCCAGCAGUACUGUAGCUCUUUGUGGUUGGCAGCUUAGUCUGGAUGCUUUAGAUACUUUUCAAUCCCUUGGGCAUGUUCCUAAUCAAACAAUGCAGUCCGAGUCUGCAGCUUCUUUGUAUAAGGAUGAUCAUGCAACUCCAAGCCAGAAACCUUUGACAUGCCAUCCUGUGGGUAAAAGCCAGGGAAAACACUGAUCGGAAUUUAAUUAAGCACUAGGUCAGCUGGGCAGCUGCAGGAAGGAGGAGAGCAUGUGACUUCUAUCUGAUGAGGGAAGAAAGCACCGCAUUUGUUUUUAGACAUGUUAAAAGGCUCUUUGCCAGUUGAACUGACCGUAUUGUGUAUCCUUAAUAACUCCCUGCGUCUUUUCAGGGCUAUGACUCAGAUACAUCCGAUUGUGUUGUAAACCAGUUCGAUCUAGAGGCCAAGGCCAAUUAUCUUUUGAAGAAUCUAACGCAAGUCACUCUUGUUCUUGCUCCCAGUUCCCAUUUCAUAUAUAUGUAUGGUUCAGUUUCUGCAUUUCUGAUGUUGUCAUCCAUGUGCUUGAUGAUGAUUCAUUCUACCGGACUACUUUCAUAUAAACUAUUUGGAAAUUUAUCUUAUCCCCCAAGAAUUGGCACUGGGGUCUAUUU